GUGGGGGUGGAGCUGCUACAGGGGAUGAUGACUUCUUUGGAGGGCGCCUGAUUUCAAGCAGCCUGACGCUCUGGGACGUGGAAGCCAUCAAGAUGCAGCAGCCUUCUGGAGUGAGGAGCUCAAAGCCCUUCAAAGCACUCAAGUGUCAAUCAGCCAUCAGCUGCACCGUCUUCAGCAGCAGCGGAGACAUGCUGGCAUCCGCCAGCUUUGAUAACGUGGUGUACUUGUGGCGCCCCUCUCAGCAGAGCCCGCUGGCGCGCAUGUGCCACCCCUCGGCGCCUGAUCUGGCAACCUCGCUGUGCUUCACGCAGGAUGGUACGAUGCUGGUAGCUGCUUGCCGCUUCAGCGAACGGAUUGAUGUGUACGACGUACAAAAGGCCUGCACCUCCAAGGAGGGCUCCGUGACCCCGCCGCUGCCCCUGGGCGAGCUGGACGGCAGCGGGCUGGAGGGCUGCGCAGUGGCCCCGUGCGACCACCUGGG
Messenger RNA from Astrephomene gubernaculifera, 481 nucleotides. NCBI's taxonomy places the organism in Eukaryota, Viridiplantae, Chlorophyta, Chlorophyceae, Chlamydomonadales, Astrephomenaceae. The record is from the annotation of a GenBank genome assembly.